AUGAGUGAGCAGCAUAUUUAAAAAGAUCAACUUAAAAGAAGAAAUAAGAGCAUAAUAAAAAAAGCUUGGAACAAUUUUGAAGACAGAUAACUUAAAACUGCUAUAAGAUUGUGUGGAAUGAAUUGGAUUCAAAUAGCUUCAUAUGUACAUGAUAGAAAUCCUAAUCAAUGUGCUUAGAGAUGGAAAAGACUGAAGGGGAAAAGGGUAAUUUUUUUCUAUUACCUUUAGAGUAGAACUAAUCAAUUCUGGAAAAAAUCAGAAGAUGAAUAAUUGAUGUAUCUUGUUCAAUAAUUUGGAAAAAAAUGGUCCAAAAUAGCCCAGAUUAUCCAAUUUAGAAAUAGCAAGCAAUGUAGAGAUCGAUACAUCAAUGUGCUUGAUCCAGAUCUCAAAACUGAAAGCUUUUCAUAAGAAGAAGAUUAAAUAAUUUAUGAAUAGUACUUAAGGUUUGGUUCUAAGUGGUCCUAUAUAUCUAAAUAACUUGAGGGUAGAUCGGUAAAUUUUUUAUAUAUAUUUCAGCAAAAUUAAGUCAAAAACAGAUUCUAUAGUCACAUAAGAAGUAAUUACUUAUAGAUCUAAAAUCCAUACUAUUUAAAACAAACAUCAUUAGUGUCAUAAUAAAUACUUUAAGAAACAAGAGAAGAACAUUUAAGAAAAAUGGAAUAUUUAUAAAAAAAAAUAAUCAUUUUAGAUCAAAGUCCAUCUGAUAAUUAAGAUUCUUUCAACUUUUAAUAUGUACCAAACUAUUUUUAUCAAAACAUGAAUUUAGAAGACCCAAGUAUGAUGUUAGAAGACUAAUUUUGA
Molecule: messenger RNA, 801 nt
Organism: Paramecium sonneborni
Lineage: Eukaryota; Ciliophora; Oligohymenophorea; Peniculida; Parameciidae
Source: the annotation of a GenBank genome assembly